AUGCGCACUUCCGUUCCAGACGUCUACGCUUGCGGUGAUGUAUGCAGCGUAACAUGGAGUGCACCGUCAGAGUACUGGAAGCAAAUGCGACUUUGGACACAAGCGCGACAGAUGGGUGACUAUUGUGCUAGGUCUAUGAUGUCGAAUGGAGAUGUUGAAAAAGAUUUCUGUUUCGAGUUGUUCACUCACACUACUUCGUUUUUUGGCUUCAAGGUGAUUUUUCUGGGCGAUUUCAAGGGUGAGCGACAACCUGAAGGAUGGUAUACGAUCGCAAAUGGUAAGACUGAAACCAUUGAGAAUCUUAUCCUGAAUAAAACCGACCUCGAAAGGAUAGAAGAAAACUUCCUCGACCCUCAAAUCGAUAUCGAAGAUUAUUUCGAUUAG
Messenger RNA from Ostertagia ostertagi, 384 nucleotides. The record is from the annotation of a GenBank genome assembly. NCBI's taxonomy places the organism in Eukaryota, Metazoa, Nematoda, Chromadorea, Rhabditida, Trichostrongylidae.